Molecule: messenger RNA, 375 nt
Organism: Ostertagia ostertagi
Lineage: Eukaryota; Metazoa; Nematoda; Chromadorea; Rhabditida; Trichostrongylidae
Source: the annotation of a GenBank genome assembly
AUGGAUAGCCUGACUAUGUUAAUCAUGCUGCAAUCUCACUCAUCCAGGCCGGCUACUAUCGUAACCAAUAAAGCAAAGAGUCGUGAGAAGGAAUUCCCACCAGCACCGACACCACCACCGCCUCUACCUAUGGAUCUAGGACCACCUGGACCUCCUGGACCUCCGGGAGAACCUGGAUACGUUCAACAAGAAUCGCCAUAUGGUGGUCCAGUCCAAGCACUCCCUGGACCACCUGGAGUUGCUGGCCCACCCGGUCCACCUGGCCCACAAGGAAUCCAAGGCCCUAGAGGCGAAACUGGCUAUCCCGGUCGUGAUGGCCGCGACUUCCAAGGCCUGUCCGAUCGCGAUAUCGAACUGAUCGUCAGACAUCCAAUG